Messenger RNA from Ziziphus jujuba (common jujube), 4156 nucleotides. Its product is annotated as pentatricopeptide repeat-containing protein At4g31850, chloroplastic. The record is from RefSeq and is a predicted model, not a curated record. Bases 517 to 3864 code for a protein of 1115 amino acids. Gene Ontology annotation, molecular function: protein binding. NCBI's taxonomy places the organism in Eukaryota, Viridiplantae, Streptophyta, Magnoliopsida, Rosales, Rhamnaceae. The transcript is spliced from 2 exons.
CGAUUUUUUUUAACUAUUAAAAAUUCAUGUACUUUCUCUCGACCCCCUUUGUGUUUCGGCCAAAAGUUUAAAACUUUCAUAAAUCGUGAGCUUCCGACACGGUGGUGGGUAACGUGAGGUGAAAAGGAUGGAAGAUGAGAUAUCCAAAUGGCCAUCAAAAUAUCAUCUUUUUAUUAUUAUUAUUGGUUCUAAUUAUUUGUUCUCUUUAUGCGUAAAAAUACCCAAAAUAUCGUCUUGAUAAUAAGACCAAAGCCCACAAGAGCUACCCAAUUCAUCAAAUUACCAAUUACUAUUCAAAUAUCUGACUUCCGGACGCCAUAACCAAUCCUUCAAGUAUUGGCACACCAAGAUUUCACCUUUAUCCGUCUUUUUACCUGUAAGUACCCGCCCAUUUGCGCUCUUUUAUAGUAUUUUUUGACUCUCUCAAAUUCGUUUCAACGAACAUGGGAACUCAUAUUAGAUAUCUGGGACUUACUAGCUUAUGCUUUCUCUUUAGUUGAUACCAAAUUCCUUUGGAUGAGUCUGUUAAUAGUCUGCUAUUCAAGUAUGUAUUGCAGCAGUAUCAAUUCUACUUGUGCUUUUACCGAGAGUAGAAUAUCUGCUCUAAGUUUUAUUGAGCCACUAAAAGAAAGAAACUGUGGGAAUUUGAAGGUUUUGCCAUGUGGGUAUGUGGUGAACAACAAGAAAAAGAGGAGAAAACAAAUGGUUUUAUCUGGGUUUGUGAUUAAGGCCCGAAGUGAAGUGUUGCAGGCGGUAAAGGGGGAGACGACAAUCAAGGUGUCUUCUGAGGAGGAGGCUAUGAGUGUUCUUAAGUCGAUUGUGGACCCAACUUGUGCUUUUUCAUACUUCAAUUCGGUUGCUGAGUUGCCUAAUGUUGUUCACACCACUGCAACUUGCAAUUACAUGCUUGAAGUCUUGAGGAAUCAUGGAAGGGUGGAGGAUAUGGUGGCUGUAUUCAAUUUCAUGCAGAAGCGAAUCAUAAAUAGGAAUCUGAACACUUACAUUACUAUUUUUAAGGGUCUUCACAUAAGAGGUGGAAUUCGACGAGCACCGUUUGCGCUUGAAAGGAUGCGGAAAUCCGGGUUUGUUUUGAAUGCAUUUUCGUAUAAUGGGUUGAUCUACAUGAUUCUUCAGUCUGGGUUUUGCAGGGAGGCUUUGCAGGUUUAUAAAAGAGCGGUUUCAGAAGGGAUCAAGCCUAGCCUGAAGACUUACUCGGCACUUAUGGUGGCAUUGGGAAAGAGAAGGGAUACAGACACUGUAACGAGUUUGUUAGAAGAGAUGGAAAGUCUCGGAUUGAAGCCCAAUAUUUAUACGUUUACGAUUUGCAUUAGAGUUCUAGGGAGGGCUGGGAAAAUUGAUGAGGCAUAUGAUAUAUUCAAGAGAAUGGAUAAUGCGGGAUGUGGGCCUGAUGUCAUUACUUAUACAGUUCUCAUUGAUGCUCUUUGUAAUGCUGGUAGACUAGCUAAUGCAAAAGCGUUGUUUGCAAAGAUGAAAGCUAGCAGUCACAAACCUGAUAAAGUAACCUACAUUACUUUGCUGCACAAGUUAAGUGACUGUGGAGACUUAUACUCAGUGAAAAAAAUUUGGAGGGAAAUGGAAGCUGAUGGUUAUGCUCCAGAUGUUGUUACUUUCACCAUACUAGUAGAUGCUUUAUGCAAAUCUGGGAAUAUUGAUGAAGCAUUUAAUAUGUUGGAUGUCAUGAAGAAGCAAGGUAUCUCACCAAAUCUUCAUACUUACAACACAUUAAUUUGUGGACUUUUAAGAUUAAAUAGGUUGGACGAGGCAUUGGAACUUUUCAACAAUAUGGAAGAUCUGAGUUUUGUGCCUACUGCUUAUACAUACAUCCUUUUUAUUGACUACUAUGGAAAAUCCGGUAACUCUGGCAAAGCUAUUGAAACCUUUGAGAAGAUGAAAACAAGAGGCAUUGUUCCUAAUAUUGUAGCUUGUAAUGCUUCUUUGCAUGGUCUUGCUGAAGUGGGUAGGCUUCAAGAAGCAAAAGAUAUUUUUAAUGGGCUCAAAAAAAGUGGACUCACCCCUGAUUCAGUAACUUAUAACAUAAUGAUGCGAUGCUAUAGUAAGGUGGGGCAAGUAGAUGAAGCCAUUAAGUUACUCUCUGAGAUGGUGAGAAAAGGGUGUGAGCCCGAUGUAAUUGUAGUUAAUACUUUGAUUGACAUGCUUUACAAGGCUGAUCGAGUAGAUGAGGCAUGGCAAAUGUUUUACAGAAUGAAGGGCAUGAAGCUCACUCCUACAGUAGUGACCUACAACACCUUACUUGCUGGAUUAGGGAAAGAGGGUCAAGUCCAAAAGGCAAUUGGAGUUUUUGAGAGCAUGGCUGGACAUGGCUGUCCUCCAAAUACAAUAACUUUUAACACGAUACUGGAUUGCCUUUGCAAAAAUGAUGAGGUUGGUUUGGCUUUGGAGAUGCUUUGUAAAAUGACAACAAUGAAUUGUUUCCCUGAUGUUUUGACCUAUAACACUAUUAUUUAUGGGUUAAUCAAGGAAAACAGAGUUAAUGAGGCGUUCUGGUUUUUCCAUCAGAUGAGGAAAUCACUACUUCCUGAUCAUGUCACUUUGUGCACCCUCCUUCCUGGGAUGGUUAAGGAUGGGCAAAUUGAGGAUGCUUUUAAGAUUGCCAAGAACUAUGUCCAUCAGGCUGGAAUUUUUUUGGAUAGGCCUUUUUGGGAAGAUUUGAUGGAAGGGAUUUUAAUUGAAGCUGAAAUAGAUGAGGCCAUUUUAUUUGCUGAAAGAUUGGUCUCCGAUAAGAUUUGCCUGGAUGACUCUAUAUUGAUACCUGUGAUGAGGGUACUGUGCAAGUGUAAAAAGGCUCUUAAUGCUCAUAGUUUGUUCACAAGAUUUACUAAAACUCUGGGAAUUAAGCCAACACUGGAAGCGUAUAAUUGUUUAAUCGAAGGGCUUCUUCGAGGUAAUAUCGCCGACAAUGCUAGGAAUCUUUUUAAGGAGAUGAAAAAAGCUGGCUGUGCCCCUGAUGUUUUCACAUACAAUUUGUUACUUGAUGCUCAUGGGAAGUCUGGGAAAAUCAGUGAUCUUUUUGAAUUGUAUGGAGAAAUGAGUUGCUGGGGAUGCAAGCCUAACACUAUAACAUACAAUAUAAUCAUCUCCAGUCUCGUGAAAUCUAAUAGCCUAGAUAAGGCUCUGGAUUUAUACUAUGACCUUGUUAGUGGGGAUUUCUCUCCUUCUCCAUGUACAUAUGGUCCUCUAAUAGAUGGACUUCUGAAGUCAGGAAGACUUGAAGAAGCAAUGCAAUUCUUUGAGGAGAUGAUGGACUAUGGAUGCCAACCUAACUGUGCAAUUUUUAAUAUUCUUAUUAAUGGCUUUGGAAAAACUGGUGAUGUGGAAACUGCUUGUCUGUUGUUUAAAAGGAUGAUUAAAGAAGGAAUAAGACCAGACUUGAAGUCUUACACCAUUCUUGUGGACUGCCUAUGCCUUGCAGGGAGGAUUGAUGAUGCUCUCCACUACUUUGAGGAACUGAAGCUGGCUGGCCUUAAUCCUGAUUCAGUUUCUUACAACCUUAUCAUUAAUGGACUUGGAAGGUCACAGAGAGUAGAAGAAGCUCUAUCUCUGUAUAAUGAAAUGCGAAGUAGUGGGAUUACUCCUGAUCUAUACACAUAUAAUUCUUUGAUACUCAAUCUUGGUAUUGCUGGAAUGGUAGAGCAAGCAAGGAAGAUGUAUGAAGAACUACAGCAAAGAGGUCUUGAACCAGAUGUUUUCACAUACAAUGCUCUCAUUCGUGUGUAUAGCAUAUCUGGAGAUUCCGACCAUGCUUAUGCAGUCUACAAAAAGAUGAUGGUUGGGGGAUGCAGCCCCAAUGUGGGAACGUUUGCACAGCUUCCUAAUCAAACUUAACUUUCUUUGAGAUGUUCAUGGAGGCACAUAUAUACUUUCUUGAAGCUGUAUUUGAGUUAUACAGGUCUAACUUUCCAAUGUGAGCGUCUGAGCGAUGAGUUUGAUGAGCAUAUGAAUUCAACUAUGGUGACAAGAGUUGCAUCCUUGUUUUGGGACCGAUUCUAACCUUAGAUUCAAGGAGUAAGUAAAUGCUUAUAGAAGUGUUGCAGAUUGUUUUUCCCUGUAAAUUGUGAAUAUAUUAAUCUUGUAUACAUUCAUUAUAGCUAUAUGCAAUACCAUCUUAUAUUGUCUA